Molecule: messenger RNA, 2616 nt
Organism: Chrysoperla carnea
Lineage: Eukaryota; Metazoa; Arthropoda; Insecta; Neuroptera; Chrysopidae
Exons: 5
Coding region: 1-2616 (871 amino acids)
Source: RefSeq, a predicted model, not a curated record
AUGGAAUCAAAUGAAAGUGAAUCUUAUACAACUGACUUAGUUACCAAUGAAACAAUUACAACAAAAUCAGACCAGCGAUUUAGAAUACUUGUAUUAAUUACAGAAAAGGACGAACAACUUUUACAAAAAGAACAUUUAAUGGACACUUGCAUGAAAACAUUUAACGCCUUUGUUUACUUUAAUUCGAAAGAAUGUCUUGAAUACGAAAAAUUCAUAAAAUUAUCUACAGAAUUAGGAAUGAAAGUUGCAACUAAAAAGGAUACGAUCCUAUUUGACUAUGCGCAAAAAUUAUAUGAAGUAGCAAGGGAGGAAAAGUAUAAAUUGUUUUUGGAGAGCUGUAUAAGGGAAUUUGAAACUGAUAGAGGUUUUUCUGAAGAGAGGCGUUCUGAAAUUAUGGCUGUAGGAGAAAUCUUAAGCCUGCCAUUCACAUGUGGAUCGUCUGGUGCGGAAUACAAUACUGGCAGAGAAAUUCAAAUUCAAUUAAAAUUACAAGAAUUACGAACAAUACUAGGCAUUAUAGUUCCACCAAAAGAAGAUGCAUCGCCCAGGAUUGACUGUACUCCAGAAAUUCACACCAAAUCAAAAGCAUCGGAAAAAAUUCCAGGCGGAGCAAUUGAAACUGAACAAUUAAUUUUUCGUGAACAUAGUACAAUUGAACCAUUAACUUCUAACACAGAAGUUAAAACUGAAUCAAACGUGCCAGAACAAACUCUAUAUGAAUCUAUGGCAAUUGACCAUGAAUUAUGUUCUCCUGAAUCAUAUGCAAAUGAACAUAAAAAGGUAAUGUUUGAUUUGGAUAUUCCAAUAAUUGAAGAUGAAGAACUUAUAUACAAUGAAUAUUUAAUGAAAAUUCUCGACAAAUUUAACGCUAAUGUAUUCGUAAAAAAGGAUAUUACAAUGAAAUUUUUACAUAUCACAGUAAAUAAUGAAAACGGUAGAAGUAUUUACGAAUACCUUAAAAAAUUUCCUGGUAUAAUUCAAAAAGUAACAAAUGCUUUUAAAUUUAAAUUAGAAUCUGUUGCAACUGAAACAAUUAUAGCCGAACCGCUUUCACCAGGAAGUGAGUCAAAUAGCACUGACACAAUUAAAAUUGAAUCAUUUUUAACUACAACUGAAUCACAUGCGGUUCAAAUCGAUUCCCAUUUUCCAGCAGCUGAGUUAAAUAAUGAAUCAAUACAAAUUCAAUCACAUUUCCCGUUAACUGAAAAAAAUGCAGUUGAGUCCAUUCAAACUGAAUCACUUUCCCCCGUAAUUGAAUCAAACAUAGUUUCUACAACGGAUAAUAUGGAAGUAUUUGAUUUGGAUAUUCUGUUAUCUAAAGAUGAGGAAGAACUUAUAUCCAAAGAAACGAAAAAUCUCGUUGAUAGAUUUAACGCCAUUAUACACAUAAAAAAUGGCUUAGCAGUGAUAUUAUUACAUAUUAUAGCAAAUAAAAGAUAUCGUAAUGAUAUUAACGAUUUCCUUCAAGUAUUUUUUGACAUAGGAAAUUAUUCCAAAACACAAAACAUAAUUCAACGUGAUUAUCCAUUAAUAGAAGAAAUGAGUCAGUAUGAGGAUCCCUUAUCUUUGUAUCAAACUUAUAAGACUUUAAUAGCUGAAAAACUUAGACAUCCUGAAAUUCAAAGAAUUAAAAAAAAAAUGGCUGUAUUUUAUUAUUUACAUUGCAAAGAAUCCACAAAUGAAACACUAAAUUCGAUAAAUCUUUUACAUGAUCUUUAUACCUUUGAAAAUUCAUUAAUGUCGAAAAACCUUGAGGAAAAAGCAAGGAAGUCUAUGUUUUAUAAUGUCAGGCCAAAUGAUUUUUAUAAGCUAAUUAAAGAAUUUAAUUCAAAAAAGUUGAAAAAUAUCGAAAAAUUAAAACAAUUGCCAAAAUUGACACCUAAAGAACCAGAAAUACUCGAAAAUAAGAAAAAACGAAAAUACCAAAAUAAACGUACUGAUGAAUCUAUUAUUGUAAGAAAAUCAGAACGGUUGCAAAAAAAACGAAAACUUCAAGAUUGCAAUACCAAUGAAUAUAAAAUUGAAUCAAGUCCAGUGGAUCCAAUUCAAAUCGAACCUCUUUGCUCCGCAACUAGUAUAAAUACAUUUGAGGUAAUUCAAACUGAACCACUUUUUCCUACAAUUGAAUCGAAUACACCUGAGUCAGUUAAAAUUGAACCGGUUUUCCCAGCAGCUGAAUUGAAUAAUGAAUUAAUUCAAAUUGAACCACGUUUCUCUGCAACUGAAACAAAUACAGUUGAACCAAUUCAAAUCGAAUCAUUUUUACCAAAAGCUGAAUUGAAUAAUGCAUUAAUACAACUUGAAUCAUACUCCCCGGUAACUCAAACAAAUAUAGUCGAAUCAAGUGAAUCUUAUACAGUUGAUCCAAUUAAAAAUAAAACACUAAUCACUGUACCUGAAUCAAAUGUAGUUGAUUCAAUUCAAGUAGAAUCACUUUUUCCUACAACUGAAUCAUAUACAGCUGAGCCAAAUAAAAAUGAACCUGCAAUUAAUGAAAGUAAUGAAAUAUUUGAAUUGGAUAUUGCAUUUUCUAAUGAUGAAGAAGAACGUUUUUCCAAUAUAAAUUUAAAGAAAACUCUCGCUGAUCAAUUUUAUGCCAACAGAAUUCACAAAUGA